AAAGAAAAGAUGGAUGCAUCCAUGAAUUCAAAUUGUUUAUAUCGGCAUUUCUAAGAUUUGACGGUAAUUAAGUAUGGAGAUGCUUAAACAUUUGAAGGAAAAAUCUCAGAAAAGAAGGAAACUUUUAGCCCAACAGCUUGGAGCUGGAAGUACUGACAACCUCAGCUCAAUUUUAGGAAACCAAGAGGAUAGAAAUGCAAGUGAUGCUUCUAAAAAGUCUAAAUCAGACCCAUUAUUUUUCUCACUUAAUGAAAAUAAAAGUGAAGAAUUUACAGUUGAUAAGCAAUCUACUUCUUCAGAAGAUCCAGCAGAAGUAGUAGAUGAUAAAGUCAGGACUUAUACUGAUUCCAGUACCUUUUUGAAAGGAACACAAAGUGCUAAUCCACACAAUGACUACUGCCAACACUUUGUUGAUACCGGACAAAGACCUCAGAAUUUUAUUCGAGAUGUGGGUUUAGCUGACAGAUUUGAAGAGUACCCAAAACUAAAAGAGCUUAUAAGAUUGAAAGACGAAGUUAUUGCUGCUACAGCGACUCCUCCAAUGUACCUUAAAUGCGAUUUGGAAACUUUUGACUUUCGUGAAUUGAACUGCAAAUUUGAUGUAAUCCUAGUUGAAGCUCCUCUAGAAGAGUAUCAGAGAACUUAUGGAAUGACUAAUAUGAAAUUUUGGACUUGGGAAGAAAUAAUGAAGUUAGAAAUUGAAGAAGUGGCCGCUCCACGAUCUUUCAUCUUUCUAUGGUGUGGUUCUUCUGAUGGGCUAGAUUUAGGACGACAAUGUUUAAGGAAGUGGGGUUUUCGAAGAUGUGAAGACAUAUGUUGGAUUAAAACUAAUAUAACUAAUCCUGGUCACACAAAAAAUUUAGAACCCAGGGCUAUAUUUCAGAGAACAAAGGAACAUUGCCUGAUGGGCAUCAAAGGUACAGUGCGAAGAAGUACGGAUGGUGAUUUCAUCCACGCAAACAUAGACAUUGACUUAAUAAUUUCUGAAGAACCUGAAUAUGGAAGUAUUGCAAAACCUGAAGAGAUUUUCCACAUUAUUGAACAUUUCUGCCUUGGGAGACGACGUCUUCAUAUUUUUGGGAGAGACAACACUGUGCGUCCAGGAUGGCUAACUAUAGGACCAGGCCUAACCAAUAGCAACUUCAACAGAGAAGCAUAUGCCUCCUAUUUUAAUAAGGGAGUUGAUGAUUAUUUGACUGGGGCUUCAGAAAGGAUUGAGGCCCUUCGUCCAAAAUCACCUACACCUAAGUCCAAAGGAAGUGGAUCUGGUGCCUCUGGCCGUGGAGGGAAUACACGAGGUGGAGGUCGUUCACGCAUUGCUAACCGAGGGAGAGGUUCACAUCGAGGAAGACAGUAAAAAUUUUAAAUGUUUUUUUUCUAUGUGACUGCAAGCUACUGCCAUUCAUCUUUCUUAUUUAACCAGAAAGAUGUGCUUUAGCAGUUUUAUUUUAGUGGAAUUGUUUUUUUUAGAAACUUAAUAUGGAUUCCUAAUAAAAUUUAUCUUUUGUAAUAA
Argiope bruennichi is the source of this 1513-nucleotide messenger RNA. RefSeq names its product N6-adenosine-methyltransferase non-catalytic subunit-like (gene Mettl14). The transcript is spliced from 10 exons. The record is from RefSeq and is a predicted model, not a curated record. Gene Ontology annotation, cellular component: RNA N6-methyladenosine methyltransferase complex; nucleus. The coding region runs from base 74 to 1357 and encodes 427 amino acids. Gene Ontology annotation, molecular function: mRNA binding. Lineage: Eukaryota; Metazoa; Arthropoda; Arachnida; Araneae; Araneidae.